Messenger RNA from Drosophila ficusphila, 1162 nucleotides. Its product is annotated as carboxypeptidase B-like. Gene Ontology annotation, molecular function: zinc ion binding; metallocarboxypeptidase activity. The transcript has 2 exons. The record is from RefSeq and is a predicted model, not a curated record. Gene Ontology annotation, biological process: proteolysis. Lineage: Eukaryota; Metazoa; Arthropoda; Insecta; Diptera; Drosophilidae. The coding region runs from base 1 to 1077 and encodes 358 amino acids.
AUGUACCUACCAUUCUUUCUGAUCACUCUCUUUUUAAGUGGAUCCUUGGGGAUCUCAAUCCUUCGGCGACCGGAAUAUCAGACGGAUGACUAUUACACCUACGAGGAAAUCCAGGAGUACUUAAAGGGUUUGGAAAAAAGCUAUAGUAAGCGUGUGAGGUUGACAGACAUUGGAAGGUCCUACGAGAAUCGAAAGCUGACCACAAUUACCAUCACAAAUGGAGAUGGUCGCAAGGACAAGAAUGCAAUCUUCAUAGAUGCAGGAAUUCAUGCCAGGGAGUGGCUCACCCACACAACCGCCUUAAAUGUUAUUAACGAACUGGUGGUGAAUUUCGAAGAGAACAAGGAACUCCUCAAGGAAUACGACUGGAUUGUCCUUCCUCUGGUAAAUCCGGACGGAUACACAUUUACCCGAUCCGGAGAGAAGUUUACAAAUGAAACUAUCGUUUGCAAUGAGGACCAAGGUGUUAAGUGCUGGAGGAAGAAUAGACAACCCAAUGACGGAAAUUGCAUUGGCACCGAUCUCAAUCGAAAUUUCGCAAAGGGAUGGAGCAAAGGAGAUGCCUCAAAUGAUCCUUGCUAUUUACUUUUUAUGGGUACUUCCCCAUUCUCGGCUCCGGAAUCCAAGGCAGUUGGAAAGGAAAUUUUGAAAAUGGCAAAUUACAAAAGAGGCAUAAUGUACCUAUCUUUUCAUUCCGCAGCAGGCAAAAUCCUUUAUCCAUGGGGUUUCGAUAGUAACGUUUCAGAAAAUGUCGAAGAACAUAGAGAAGUAGGCCGAGCUGCAGUGGAUGCCAUAGCGAAAAGUAAUUUUAAGUUACCAUCAAAUUACUCAGUGGUUCCUGCACACGAAUUGUAUUCGGAUGAAAUUGUGCUGUCCGGUGGAUCGUCAAGUGACUUUGCCUAUGAAGUUGGCUUUCCGCUAUCUUAUACCUGGGAACUUCCGGGUAAGAGUCUCGAUUUGGAAUUUAUGUUCCAUCCACCAACGCAUCUCAUAAAGGAACUUGUGGAAGAAACUUGGAUUGGCCUACGCGCGAUGGCAAAGAAAGUAAUCCAAUUGUAUCCAGUUAAACAUAGCUAACAAAUUCAUUUCUUUUAAGCUCACAAUUUUUCAGAUCUUUAAAUUGGAAUAAAUAAAUAAAAAUACUGUGACAUUUAAAGAACUA